This is a messenger RNA of Staurois parvus, 479 nucleotides long. Lineage: Eukaryota; Metazoa; Chordata; Amphibia; Anura; Ranidae. The record is from the annotation of a GenBank genome assembly.
GGCACUGACUGGCACUGAUGGCGGCACUGAUAGGCAGCACUGACGGGCACUGAUAGGUGGCACUGUUGCACACUGAUAGGUGUCACUCACUGGCACUGAUAGGCGUCACUGACUGGCACUGAUAGGUGGCAUUGAUUGGCAGCACUGAUAGGUGGCACUGACUGGCAUUGAUAGGUGGCACUGACUGGCACAGAUGGGUGACACUGAAAGGCAGCUCAGAUGGGCACUGAUAUGUGGCAUUGAUGUGCACUGAAAUGUGGCACUUAUGUGGCACUGCUGGGCACUGGCAGGUGGCAUGGAUGAGCACGGACAGGUGGCACUGUAGGUGGCACUGCUGGGGCUACACAGAUCAUCAGGGCACACUGAUCAUCAGUGCCCUGAUGAUCACUGUCAGCGUGACAGCUCGUGAGGAGAGAAAUGCCGAUAACCGACAUUUCCCUGUUUACAUGUGAUCAGCUGUGAUUGGACACAGCUGAUCA